Molecule: messenger RNA, 1077 nt
Organism: Myotis daubentonii (Daubenton's bat)
Lineage: Eukaryota; Metazoa; Chordata; Mammalia; Chiroptera; Vespertilionidae
Gene: KIF6
Product: kinesin-like protein KIF6
Exons: 11
Coding region: 1-1077 (358 amino acids)
Biological process (GO): microtubule-based movement
Molecular function (GO): microtubule binding; microtubule motor activity; ATP binding
Source: RefSeq, a predicted model, not a curated record
AUGAGAGAGGAAAUGUCAUUAGGACGCCAGGAGGCCUUUGAAAUCUUCAAGAGGGACCACGCUGACAGCGUGACCAUUGAAGACAACAAACAGAUUCUGAAGCAGAGAUUUUCUGAAGCAAAGUCCCUGGGAGAAAAUAUAAAUGAAGCAAGAAGUAAAAUCGGUCACCUGAAGGAAGCAAUCACCCAGCGGCAUCUGCAGCAAGCAGCUCUAGGUCCUGGCUACGAUGGCACAUCCCCGGAGCCGUUCAACCGUGACCUGCCCCCGGUCACCACGGCGGCUCUGUCCUCCAGCCCCACACACCUCUGCGAGAGCACCAGCCCUGUUUUGUAUAAAACCAUGUUCACGCGCCUGAAGGCCCUGAAGGUGGAGAUCGAGCACCUGCAGCUGCUCAUGGACAGAGCCAAGGUGAAGCUGCAGAAGGAGUUUGAGGCCUGGUGGGCAGCGGAGGCCAGCAGCCUGCAGGUGGACCCUCUGGCAGGGAACUCACCCAGUCACACGCAGCCGCUCCCACCCAGGCCCGGACCCCAGCAUGAGAGGCCCCCGCUUCUCUCUAACCAGAGUGUGUAUAGCAGGAAAAUCCUGCCCUCGCCUCGCCCCAUCCUGCCCAGCCCGGAGGAGACGGGCCCUCGUGCCUCCCUGGACGACAGCAUCCCUGAGAGGCGGGCCUCGUCCGUCCCCCUCACCGGAGACAGCCAGACGGAUUCCGACAUCCUGGCAUUCAUCAAGGCCAGACAGAACGUUCUGCAGAAGAAAUGUGGUCAGCUCCCUUUGCCCCCUGACCCCAAAGCCAGCGAUCCCUGGCUGGGUCCUCGCCACACAGGAGGGCUGAGUGGAGGCCUGGCCUGUGGCGUCCCUGGCUGGAAACGCCAGUUCUCCUGCAGGUGUGGCCUCGCCAAUGAGGUGUCCAAUGAGUGCAGCAUCGGCAUGAGCUGUGUCUCCAGGGAGCCACCCACCCUGCGGUCUAAGGACAUGGCAGCACCCAGAGAGCCGCGGAUGGCUCAGGAGCUCCGCAGUGUGGGCGCCCUGGGGCACUGCAGGAUUGGGGCUGAAACUCCCACUCCCACCAGGAAAUAG